CAUAAAAGUGGAAUUUAUCGUUUCAGUCAUUCAUAUGUUCGAAAUAUAUGAAUGCACAAAUUAUUCAAGAGACGGAUUUCGUCCUCUCUCCUACAAUAUCUUUUUCUUUGCUUUUUGUUGAUGGUGUUUGUCAAAACACAAGCCAGUCUUUUAAAGUUUGAAUAAUUCAUGAGAUAGCUUAUAAUUUGCCUGCAUUAAAAAAAGUUUCUGCAAAAGGGAGGGGGUGAUCAGCAAACGUAUUCAUAAGGUUAGCGGAAUGGCCACAGCGGCUUCCAACCCUUAUCUACCCAGCAGUAGUAUAUUAUCGUCCGGCUCGAUCGUGCACUCGGACUCCGGAGGUGGGAUGCAGCAGGGCAGUGCUGCGGUAACCUCAGUGUCCGGUGGGUACAGAGGAGACCCAGCAGUUAAAAUGGUACAAAGCGAUUUCAUGCAGGGCGCAAUGGCAGCGAGCAACGGGGGACAUAUGCUGAGCCACGCUCACCAGUGGGUGACGUCCUUGCCUCACGCUGCAGCGGCGGCUGCAGCUGCCGCAGUGGCCGCAGCUGAAGCCGGAUCGCCUUGGUCGUCUAGUCCCGUUGGAAUGACAGGCAGCUCGCAGCAGCAGCAGGACGUGAAAAAUAACUCGGGGAGAGACGAUUUGCACUCUGGGACUGCGCUGCAUCACAGGCCCCCACAUUUAGGUCCCCACCAGACUCACGCGGGUGCCUGGGGUAGCACAACCGCUGCCCACAUCCCUUCUCUAACUGGGAGCCAACAGCAGCAGCAGUCCCUCAUAUACUCGCAGCCUGGAGGCUUCACGGUGAACGGCAUGCUCAGUCCGCCGGGCAGCCAGAGCCUAGUACACCCGGGUCUGGUGCGCGGCGACACGCCGGAGCUCGAUCACAGCAGCCACCACCACCACCAUCACCACCAGCAUCAACAUCACCAGCAAGCACACCACGGAGUGAACAGCCACGACAAGCGCAAGAAGCGCACCUCCAUCGAAGUGAGCGUCAAAGGUGCGCUGGAGAGUCACUUCUUGAAAUGUCCCAAGCCUGCGGCCCAAGAGAUAACCUCUCUAGCGGACAACCUGCAGCUGGAGAAGGAGGUGGUGAGAGUUUGGUUUUGCAAUCGGAGACAGAAAGAGAAAAGGAUGACGCCCCCAGGAGUGCCGCAGACGCCGGAGGAUGUAUAUUCUCAGGUCGGCAAUGGACAUUUUUUAGUAGAUUACUUAAAAGAUGCAAGUUUAACUGGGCCGAGCGAACCGGGCGACCAGAGGGUGACAACUACAAGUUCGUUCCACCAGGUAAUAUUGGCGCAUUAACUUCAACUGAAAAAUAACAGAAAUUAGAGAUGAACAACAACAUCUUUGCCCCCCUACCGUGUUGUACCAAUGUCUUGUUUGAGAGGCAAAAGACGCAAGGCAAUUGUGUGUGUUGUUAUGGGACAUUAAACCUCAAACAAAGGGAUGAAAUUCAACUGAAACAAUGCGAAGAACAGUGGCAUCCACGACGCUUCCAUCCAACUUGGCAGAGAAGACUGCAUGGUUUGAUAUUAUCCAAAAAUAUGGAAUGGAUUUUUUUUUCUGGCCUUCCAAUUCUUACAAAAACAACAAAAGACUGCCCUCCGUUUCUGAUCUCCAAGAUCACAUCUUUUGAUUUUUUUUUUCUUUUUUUAAUGUAAAGAACUUAAUCUUACGUGGAGUUUUGAGGACAAAUUUAAAUCAAAGAUGACUUUUGAAAAGACUGAAUAUUACGCAGCUGCACCUCUUUGAAAAUCUUCUGUGCGAACAUCCGUUGCCAAGUGGGCCAGAGCUGGUGCUGUGGAUGUUUUCAUGUGCUGCCAUUUCCGAGCAGUAUUCUUUGGUAGGUUUUAAUAAACAAGACUAUGUAAAGCCGGCAAUAUAGAUUCAUUAGAUCAGAUGCUGAUCGGAAUUAUUUACUUAAUAAAUUUCAUUAAAAUGCUUUGUUUUAAUAUUUUAUUCGGGAUACAUACGAACUAUUCCAAACAGUUAUUAUUUAUUUCCCCCAGACUUGUGUAAAAUGUUUUCCCUGUUUUCGUUGUUGACCUUAUUUGUUUUGUUUAAUUUUGUAUUCUCAUUUUUAAAAGAGCACAAAUCUACACGAGCUGACUUUGACAGUAGGUAAUAAGGGUAUAUUUUGAUG
Molecule: messenger RNA, 2144 nt
Organism: Sinocyclocheilus rhinocerous
Lineage: Eukaryota; Metazoa; Chordata; Actinopteri; Cypriniformes; Cyprinidae
Product: POU domain, class 3, transcription factor 3-B-like
Biological process (GO): regulation of transcription by RNA polymerase II
Molecular function (GO): DNA-binding transcription factor activity, RNA polymerase II-specific; RNA polymerase II cis-regulatory region sequence-specific DNA binding
Source: RefSeq, a predicted model, not a curated record